AGCCAUUUGUAAUCUGUGAUGAUCGGAUGAAAAUGGCGGGAUUCGGUGAAAAAUUUGAGUGGAGCCCUAACCUCAACAACACAGACUCAAAAUAUUAAUUGUAUUAAUGAAAAAUUUUAUCGAAAAAAAUGAACUUGGAGCUGUAGCUUCUUCGUCGUAUUCAUGUGCGGUUGAUAUUGUUAAAUGCAUGUGUGAUGGUCGGAUGAAAAUGGCGGGAAUCUGUGAAACAUUUAACCGGAAACCUAACCUCAACAAAAAUGAACUCGAAAUAUUGCUUAUAUCUCUGAAAACUUAUCAGUGACACCUGUGGCAAAAUAUAAUUUGAGGGUCUAAAACUUUGCUGCUUAAUACUGCGAAUAUAUUUCGAGUAUCAUAAUACAUUUCGGUUUUAUUUUCCAAAAUUAUAUUCGUAUUUGCAAACAAGGUAUUAUAAAAUUACAGCUUUCAAGGGGGAAGACUCUACAAUCAUGGCACUCCAACAAUUGACCCAGGCUUUGCAAGCCUUAUCUAAAUCUGUUUCCAAUUUUCACGUCGGUGCAGUUUCAACCGACGAUUUUAAGCCAAUCGAAGAAAAAAUAGAGGAUAUACGACAGAUAUUACGAAAACAAAAGGCUCAUUGGAUAUUGGUGAAUACUAAACACAACGCACAUUCUGUUACAGAGGGGAACCAAGAUGUUGGCAAUGGGUUUGAAGAUUUACAUCAGGCAGUAGGGGAUCUGAGAAUAGCUAAUUCCAUGGUUAACGUGUGUCUUCAAAGUUGUACCAUUAACGAUAUUGUGCUUAAAGACAAAUCACCACCUGAAAUCAAGAAGCAAGUAAAGGAGUGCCUGUCGAGGCUGUUCAUACUCUCGGAUAAAUUGAUAUCCUUGAACGUUUCAAUGACCGAAGCAUUGAACGAGGAAUUAAAUCUGAAAAAAGAAUGCCAAGAGUCCUUAUUGGAACAUAGCCAAUUUUUACAAACUCAAAAGGCUCUUCGAAAUGCAAGACUUCAAGAUGCAAACCCUGAAAUAUUGAGGAACAAAAAGAAGUUGGAAACGAGAUUAACAAAAAUAAAUAUAAUGAAACGGCUAAUGACCAACAUGAUUGCCACAGCUAGUGAAAUGCUGAGCCAGCAACCAUUUUUGUUUGAAAUGAUGCUUAAGCACAGAGACAUUAUCAAUAUUGAAACAAUUAUUGAAAUGGCACGUGAGAAUGCCUCAACAGAUUCUUUGUCACAUGCUUCAUAAACUGGUGCCUUAUAUUCAUUUAAAUAUAGAGAAUAUUUUGCAUACUCGCA
Molecule: messenger RNA, 1276 nt
Organism: Neodiprion fabricii
Lineage: Eukaryota; Metazoa; Arthropoda; Insecta; Hymenoptera; Diprionidae
Exons: 5
Coding region: 468-1226 (252 amino acids)
Source: RefSeq, a predicted model, not a curated record